GUUCAUACUGAAGUCAAAUGUGAGGAAUAGAGCCCAUCCUGAAGGUUCAAUUGCUGAGUGGUAUAUAGCAAAUGAAUCUAUAACAUAUUAUUCUAGAUACUUUGGAGGUGUUGAAACAAAUUUUAAUCAAUCAUUAAGGAAUGAUGAUGAAAUUGAUCUGCCCCCACCACAAAAUGCUCCUUUGCUUAUUGUACCAGGUCGUCCAAUUGGAAAAGUAUUUGAUGCAAUUCUUGAUGACCAAACACGUAUGCAAGCACAUCGAUAUGUUCUAUACAAUUGUGAUUCCAUCACUCCAUUCAUUGAGUAUGCAUUAAAAACUUUGAUUUGUUUAUUUAUAUUUGAUUUGUGAUAUAUUUUUAAUAACAUUUUGAUAUAUUAUGGUAAAUUUUCUUAACAGGGAGCAUCAAAACAUAAUUAAAAGACAAAAUUGUAGUAAAAAUCGUAAUCGUGGAGCUUCUGAAACAGAGUUAGAAAUACUUCAUAAUUCAACAUUUAUUAGUUGGUUCUGCUCUCAUGUUGAUAGAUUAUCAGAGUUAAAUAGUCCACAAGUCACUAACCAUGUUAAAUGGUUAAGUCAAGGACCAAAUUUUGUUGCAAAAAGAUAUAAAGGGUACAUCAUCAACGGGAUAAGGUUCCACACUAAAGAAAGGGAGGGUAAGAGGAAGACACAAAAUAGUGGUGUUAUGGUCAUGGCAAAAGCAUCAAGUUCUGAAGAAGAGAUUGUUUAUUAUGGUGUGAUAAAUGAUAUAAUUGAGCUGAAUUAUUAUGAAAUGUUUAAAGUUGUGUUAUUUAAAUGUGAUUGGGUUGAUGUAGAGUGGGGAAAAGGGAUAAGAAAAGAUGAACUUGGUUUCACACUUGUGAACUUAUCAAAGCUAAUCCAUACUAGAGUGCAUUUACAUGAUGAACCAUUUGUUUUUGUAUCACAAAUGCAAAAAGUUUUUUAUGUUCAAGAUGCAUUACAAUCUGAUUGGAAUGUUGUUGUUAGAACAAAAUCUCAUGACUUGUAUGAAAUGGGAGAGGAGCUUUCAUUAGAGUCAAAUUUUGGGCUUUCUAUAAAUGGUGGUGAUAUCAUUGGAUCUAGCAAUGCAGAAUUUGAAGAAGAUAAUUGGACCAGGAAUGAUAUUGAUGACAUAAUUGUUGAUAUAGAGGAGGGAGCUAAAAAAGUUGAUGAUGCAUUAGAAGAAGAAUAAUGCAUCAC
This is a messenger RNA of Hevea brasiliensis (rubber tree), 1198 nucleotides long. RefSeq lists its product as uncharacterized. The transcript has 2 exons. NCBI's taxonomy places the organism in Eukaryota, Viridiplantae, Streptophyta, Magnoliopsida, Malpighiales, Euphorbiaceae. The record is from RefSeq and is a predicted model, not a curated record. Bases 378 to 1190 code for a protein of 270 amino acids.